Lethenteron reissneri (Far Eastern brook lamprey) is the source of this 2751-nucleotide messenger RNA. It is a transcript of the gene SPSB3, whose product is annotated as splA/ryanodine receptor domain and SOCS box containing 3. Gene Ontology annotation, biological process: proteasome-mediated ubiquitin-dependent protein catabolic process. Gene Ontology annotation, molecular function: protein binding. Lineage: Eukaryota; Metazoa; Chordata; Hyperoartia; Petromyzontiformes; Petromyzontidae. The record is from RefSeq and is a predicted model, not a curated record. Gene Ontology annotation, cellular component: SCF ubiquitin ligase complex.
UUUGGCAUCUGAAACUCAUUACGAACAGACCACUCGCGGCACACUCCGGCACCAUCGCCCGCCCAUCCAACCACCACGUACCACCCACCAUCCCCGGCGUUAGAGCUCUCAAAACUCCCGUGCCAUGGGCCGUGGUGGAGACUUCCUCACACCUUCAACGUGCUCGGCCUCGGCUUGGAUAACCCGGGAACGCGACACUGCCUGCCCUCUGCCUUGGAGAGGCCGAGAUUCGUGAUGUUCACUCUACAGAUGGUGUGGGUGCAGGACAUGACGUCGCAGCACGAGCGGGUGCUGGAACGCCAGGGAGGUGCCGCCACGCAGAUCGAGCUGGAGGAGGAGUCUAGCGCCGUGGCGGUGGCGGCUGCGUCGGGCUCAUCUCCGGCGCGCUCGCCCAGCGAGUCGGAGCCCUUCUCCUCCGUGCUGCAGAGCUUCGCCUCUGACCUCGACACGCAGGACAGCGACUCAGACUCGGAGUUCCCGUCGAUCCCGUCGGCCGUGCCGGUCACGGGGGAGUCGUACUGCGACUGCCUGGGCAGGGUGGAGCCGCCCGCACGCUUCCCCGGGGCGCGCUCCAGCAAGCGCGCCCGCGACUGCCGCUGCGGCGAGGAUGACGACCUGUUUGACUGGGUGUGGGAUGACGUGCACAAGUCGGCGGCCGUGGCGCUGGGCUGCGAGAAGCGCGAGGUGAACUUCCACAUGGACUACAGCUGUGGCACGGCGGCCGUGCGGGGCUCGCGGGAACUCUGCGAGGGGCAGCACUUCUGGGAGAUCAAGAUGACGUCUCCCGUCUACGGCACGGACAUGAUGGUGGGCGUGGGGACGGGGCAGGUGAACCUGGACCGCUACCGCCACAUGUUCUGCAGCCUCCUGGGCAAGGACGACGAGAGCUGGGGAUUGUCCUACACCGGCCUACUGUACCACAAGGGAGACAAGGUGCACUUCUCCACGCGCUUUGGCCAGGGCUCCAUCCUGGGCGUGCACCUGGAUACGUGGCACGGCACGCUCACCUUCUACAAGAACAGGAAGUGCCUGGGCGUGGCGGCACGGGGGCUGCAGAACAAGCGCCUCUUCCCCAUGGUGUGCUCCACGGCCGCCCGCAGCAGCAUGAAGGUCAUCCGCUGCCGCUCGGCGCCGACGUCGCUGCAGUUCCUGUGCUGCCUGCGGCUGCGUCAGCUGAUCCCCGCGCACAGCGACGCGCUGCAGGUGCUGCCCCUGCCGCCGGGCCUGCGCCUCUUCCUGCGCAACAACCUGGGCUGGAUCCUGUCGCUGUGCACACACGGAGCGCGCGGGGCGGACGACGGGAGCGGCGGCGACGACGACGGUAGUGGCGGCGGCGGCGGCAGCGACGACGAUGACGACGGCGGUGGCGGCGGCGGCGUUGGGGACGCGGCGGGCGUGGCGCUGGGGGACCAGACCCGCGCGGCGCAGCGCAAGAAGUGUCGGCUCAACUGAAACUUUUUUUUCGUUCCCACCACCCACCACCCGCCACCCGCCGACGAACACCGGGUCGACGCGAGGGCUGAAGAAGGCGUCCCCUUCUCUCCUGUUUUUAAAAAACAAACAACAACAACUCUGAAGGCGGGAGCAUUGGUUUGCAGCAUGCGGACCGGACUGCGCGUGGAAGAGGGGGGUGCCCGUGAACUUUGCUAAUUGAACAUGCCGUUUACAAUGACGUUUUGCUCGUGGAUGUUUUUAACGUAUAUUUUCUAUUUUUUCAUCUACUUACGCGGGGUAUUUGGUCUUUGAAAUUAUGUUUUUUCUCAAACUCCAUCUCGCAGCCCCAUUUUUUUCCCCCCGUGAUUAACCAACAGGAAUGUUCAAAUGUAAAUAUUGUAAUCUUUAUGUCGUUGACAUUUCUGUCGAUUGGUAGAAAAUGGAACUCGUGUUUGGGGGGCCAAAAGCAUGGGAGCCAGAGGGGGGGGGGGGACCCCUUGUCCACAGGGUGCGGAGACAUCCACAGAGCCGCUGCCUUCCUGUUAUCACGUUGUACUCUAAACGCAUCGCAAAACAAGACCCCUGCUAGGGUGCACACGUCAGUGCCAUAUACGUUGACAAUCGAGGUCAUACGCAGCAUCGUUGGAGACCUGGGGGCAGUUGCCAUGCCCAUUAAGGGGCCUUGAACGAACGAAUUCAAAUAUCGUGUCGUUGGAAGCGCAAUUGCUUGCUGCCAGUUGUUUCCUGGUUUAUAUAGUCUGCGUUUUACAGAAUAUAAGUCCUUUUUUUUUCUUCAACAUUUUGGUCUCGAACUGAAUGGCGACGUGUUUUAAGCGAGCACCUUUACAGGAUUCCUGUCACAGCAUUCUCAGAUGAAUGAAUUUCCUCGUUCAAAAUUUCCCAAACUUAAAUUCCGCGCAAGGCCGCCCUUGCGGUUCUUUUAACGUUCGUCAAUCUCCUUCAUUCGAUGCAAGUUCAGUCGUCAAAUGCCGGAUGUGUCCGAUGAUUGGCAGCAAAUUAAUCCGAUAAUAUGCACCGAUUCGAUGAAGAUAGACCUUUGAACUUGCACUCCUGUCACCUUGCAGCACACGGCAUGCACUUGAGAUGUCUAUCUUAAUUUAAUUUCACUCGCAUCGCUAGGGAUGCGGUCUACCAAUCGUCGGGUGCACGAAGCGUGUAAAUGCAAUUUGCAUUCGAAUUGAGGGAUUGGUUCACGAGGAAACGUGUGUGUGUACUAUAGUUGUCAUGAGGAAAGGAGUUUGGAAAAUCCUGCCCUCUCGUGCAUUUUAAUUGAAAUAAAUGUUAAUUUAUAUGUAA